Octopus sinensis (East Asian common octopus) is the source of this 2181-nucleotide messenger RNA. RefSeq names its product probable RNA-binding protein 46. Gene Ontology annotation, cellular component: nucleus. The transcript has 10 exons. Bases 276 to 2102 code for a protein of 608 amino acids. NCBI's taxonomy places the organism in Eukaryota, Metazoa, Mollusca, Cephalopoda, Octopoda, Octopodidae. Gene Ontology annotation, molecular function: mRNA binding. The record is from RefSeq and is a predicted model, not a curated record.
AUAUGAGUGAAUGUAGAAGGAGACAGUGCGAUAAAGCGAAACAAAUAAACAGAUACAGAAAAUAAUAGAGGAGAUAUAUACAUAAAUACGACGACGACGACGAAGAAGAAGAAAGGAGAUAGAUAGAAAGUUAUAAUUAGAGAAAGAGAAAGAGAAAAAAAAUUAAGUAGAAGUCGGCUGAAGUAAAUCUGUUGCCUUGUCACACAUAGUGACACUCACGCUAGAGUUCACUUAACCGGAGACCGUGAAAGUUAUAUUUCCUUGUGACUUGAACCAUGGACAACAACGGGAUAAAAGACAUCUCCAAGACUGCCAUUUCCACCAACGAAGACAGAAACAAAACUUCACAAACAAUCUCCGACGCGGCCAAUGCGACAGCAUUGCUGGCAUUAAUGGAGAAGACCGGCUUCAGUAUGAUGCAGGAAAAUGGUCAGAGGAAAUUCGGUCCUCCACCCGGUUGGACCGGCCCUCCUCCGUCUCGGGGCUGUGAAGUUUUCAUUGGUAAAAUUCCUCGGGAUUGUUUUGAAGACGAACUGGUCCCGGUUUUUCAGAAAAUUGGUUGCAUAUACGAGUUCCGUCUCAUGAUGGAUUUCAGUGGAUAUAACCGGGGGUUCGCCUUCGUCAUGUACACAGACAAAUCCAACGCUCGGACGGCCAUCAAAGAACUCAACAACUUCCAAAUUCGAAAGGGCCGUUUCUUGGGAGUGUGUGCCAGCGUGGACAACUGCCGGCUGUUUGUAGGCGGCAUCCCUAAAAUGAAACAGAAAGAGGAGAUCCUCAACGAAAUGAGGAAAAUCACCGAUGGUGUGGCCGACGUUAUAGUUUAUCCAAGCGUGCAUGACAAGAGCAAGAACAGAGGAUUCGCUUUCGUGGAGUACGAGAGUCACCGGGCGGCGGCUAUGGCUCGAAGGAAGCUGAUCCCUGGUCGCAUUCAGCUGUGGGGCCAAAAUAUUGCUGUAGACUGGGCAGAACCGGAGCAAGAUGUGGACGAGGAAAUAAUGGCUACAGUGAAAAUACUCUAUGCUAGAAAUUUGAUGAUGAGCACAUCAGAAGAUACAAUACGAAAAGUUUUUACAGAGGUUACGAAAAAAGAUGAUGUCAUUGAAAGAGUAAAAAAAAUUCGAGAUUUUGCCUUUGUACACUUUAAAAGCAGAGAAGAUGCUGUAUUAGCACAAAACAAACUCAAUGGUACCCUCUUAGAAAAUUCAAAAAUAGAAGUUGUUUUUGCCAAACCAGUAGAAAAGUCAGACCGAAUCAAAAGAAUGAACUAUUCACAGUUGUGCCUUCCUGAUGAUGUUGGAAGUCGAGCUGACUCAUUAUCUGAACCAGAUAGCGAUGAGAACUCAUACGGAGGUUUAGAAUUAUGCCAGCCAUUAUCAGCUCCAACUAAUAGGUGUUUAGAAAACUGGGAUUAUAACAUGAUGUCUAAGAAUUUGAAUCGUAAUGUUGGACGUGGAAGGAGUGCUGCUGGUUUGCGAGCUGCUGGUAAUCUGAAGUAUGGGCAACUGCCAUUAACCUAUUCUCGACCUGCCUAUUACAAUAAAGCUAUUGAGGUUUUAGAGAAUAUAUGUUUAAAGAAUGGAUGGGGCACGCCAAUUUAUCAUCUAUUAACUACCAAUAUCAAUGGUUAUCUAUGUUAUAUUUUCAAGGUCACUCUAUCUAGUUUAUCUGGUUCUCAUAUACCAUAUACAAAUGGAUGGCAACCAAGAGUAUUCAGCCGUACUAUAGAGGAAGCGAAGAUCUGUGCUGCAGAACAUGUUCUUGAACAGUUAAGAUAUUAUCAUAAUGAACGUGGUAUGGAGAUGCCUUAUUUAACUAUAGCACCGACACUAUACCCUUAUGAUGGCACUUUCUAUCAGAGCCGUCCAAUAGCAGCAGGAGCAAUUUUGCACCCCAAUGGAGUAAUUCCUCACACAGAACAUCACCAUCACCAUCACCACCUUCCUUCUAAUAUAACAACAACUGCAGUGUUGUCUCCGGUACCUAUACCUAUAGUACAUGAUCCAACUUCAGGAAAGGUGUCUCAACAAAACAACACACAGAUUGUACCAGUGCUCCCAGAUGGUGAUGGACCCUAUAUUCAAGAACAACAACAGAACUAGUAGCUUUUAUACAGCAGCAAAACAGUUGAAGUAUUUCAUGGUGUAAGACAUCUGUCAAAAAAAAAAAAAAAAAGGAAAA